Messenger RNA from Rotaria sp. Silwood2, 1173 nucleotides. The record is from the annotation of a GenBank genome assembly. NCBI's taxonomy places the organism in Eukaryota, Metazoa, Rotifera, Eurotatoria, Philodinida, Philodinidae.
AUGAAGCUGUGUUUGGACGAUAGUAAUUGUAUAAACAAUGGUCGAUGUUUUUCAGGCGUUUGUGUUUGUACCAAUGAAUAUUUCACUGAUCAACAUCACGAGAUUCGAAAUCAUGCACUUACAUUGCCAAUUGUUGGAGCUAUUCUUGAUGAUAUUCCAUCAUUACGCCAUUUUUAUCUUUUUAUCUUUAUUUUCUUAGCUGCUAUUGGUUUAGUAAGUAAUAUUUUCUCUUUAGUAACAUGCAUUCGUGAUCGUAUUCGAUAUACUGUAUGUGGAGUUUAUUUAAUUAUGUUUUCUGCAUGUGCUAUAAUUAUGAUGAUAUUAUUUCUAACAAAUAUAAUCAUUGCUGCUCAAUAUGAUAAUUAUUUACUUCGGUUAUGGACUUGUCAUGGUUAUCCAUAUUUAUUUCUUGUUAUUAUCAAUAUAAGUAUUCUAAUAACUGCAGUUAUUGCAAUUGAAAAUCUAUUGAAUCGAUACUUUAGUGUUGAUAGAUUUCGUUCUCGUAAAUGUGCUUUAUUCGUUUUAUGUAGUCUUUCUAUUCUUGUUUUAAUAUCAAAUCUUGAUAAAAUAUUUGCUCGAAAUUUAAAACUAGAUCGAUCAGGUCGUUUAUAUUGUACUUAUGAAUAUCCUUUACAACAAUUUUGGUUUUAUAUGAAUAAUUCUACAUUUUAUUUUUAUAUGGUUAUUCCAUGUAUCAUUCACUCAAUAUGUAUUAUAUAUAUGUUUUCAAAAAUAAAACAACAGAAACAAAAAUGGUAUCGAAAAAUAUUUAUCUAUAUGGAUCAUAUUUUGCCAUCGUUUGUUAUUAUUCAAUGUUUAUGUAUAUAUGCUAUAUUUCAAUAUUUAUUCGAUUCUUGCAUUAUAUAUUCGGAUAGAUUUUAUAUUCAUUUUCAUAUUGGAUUUUUAUUAAUACUUUAUAUUCCACAAAUAUUUACAUUUUUCAUUUAUAUAUUACCUAAUAAAUAUUAUUUAAGAGAAUUUCAACAAUCAUGGAUUUGUCAACGAUUUUUUUGUUGUUGUUCUGCUAACAAACAACGUCAAAUACAAGAAUUUCCAGUUAUACACAAAUUAUGGCAACGACGAACAUCAUUAGAAACUGUAAUGACAAUUUCAAGUUUGAAUGACUAUUUUGUUAACAGUGAAUUUUAUAAAAGCAUUAAACUAGAACUUUAA